UUAGGAAAUUAAUAGAUAUAUGCUUUACAAUACUCUUGGAACUGAAAAAUCUUAUAUGUAUUAUAAAGAAGAAUCUUAUACAAUAUGAUUUUCUCGAUUACCAUCACUCGACUAAUUACCAACCAUCUCUUCUUUCCAAUUUAAAUUUUAUUUUUGAAUUAAAUUGAAAGGAUAAUUGGGAGAGAUCUAAAACAGCCCAUUGGCAAACUAAAUCUAAUAAUUUUAUCCUAAGCAAGUUGUAUCUUAUUAUGGAUCAUUACACUAAAAUUGGGGGCGGUGGUUUGUUUGGCGGUGGUUUACGUGGUUUGGUUGCUGCUGCUAAGUCUGCUGCUGGCCAACAACAACAACAGCCACCAGUUAAUGACCAAGAGGGGGAAAUUGACUCUCCUUCGGUCGAACAAUAUCAUCCAGUUAGAUAUGGUGGAAGGAAAAUAUCUCCUCCAGCACAGAUUGGGCGUCCCUACUCAAUUUUCUCAACUUUGGUUGAUACAAUACAUCGGAAUAAUAAAACUGGGGAGAAUGAAGGGGAUGAUAUAAACACAAUUGCUGAGGAAGAUACUUCCGAAGCUGCCCAUCAAUUACCACGUCGGAGAAGGCAGAAUGCCUACGACAGCGAUUUUCGCAAUCAGCAACUUUUACAUUCUCGAUCGCCCUCUCCCUUUGAUGAUUCUCAACAACAUUCGAUUCCAAUAAUUAGGCAUCCAAUUUUAUAUACUAGACAACAUGAACUUGAGGAGCGUUUUAGACAUCAUCCAGCAAUUGGUCUACAACCUGGGGACCAAUACCAGUUUGCUAGUGAAUAUGACAGGAAACAUAGAAGUCGAAGUAGCAGCUAUGCUGAUACACAAAAUGAGGCAAUAAGGACAUCACAAAGGCGAAAACUUCCUUCUACGCAACAUUUACGAAAUAUUCCCCAACCUCAAAACAUCGAUAUUAAUGAAUACAAAAAUAUUCGACAACAUUCUCCUGUCCAGUCUUCUACCUCUUCGACAUGCUCAGAAUGUAGACGGGGGAGUAUAACUGCAUCUUCUACCUCUUCAAACUCUUCAGACGCAACUACUUGUUGUUCCUCUUGUGAGAGUUCUGGUACUCUUUCUUCUCGACAUAACCAACUUUCGCCUCCAGCUACGGAUGAUUAUUCACAAUCAGAAAUCGCCUCUUCCUCUAUACAAUUACCAACAGUUAGGCGAAUUCAACCCCAACAAAAUCGACCACAGCCCAGAACACAUCUAGAAAUUAGAAAUGACCAAAGACCACCUGAACAGCAACAACAACAACAGCGUUAUUCUCAACGAAAAUUGCCUGUUAUAAGACCUGGAUCACCCUCAAUACUAAGUAGCCAAUCAUCUUCUUUAGUUUAUCAACAACCAAAAAUUUCAGUUCCAAAUAUCAAUAGAUAUAAACAACCUGUUGCAGCCUAUUACUUGGCUCAGCAGGAACAAUCACAACAAAGACAGCCUGCUGAAUUUACAAAUUAUUAUAACCGUACUGGAUUUAGUAACUCGUCGCCAAGAGGUACUAGAAACUAG
Messenger RNA from Meloidogyne enterolobii, 1529 nucleotides. NCBI's taxonomy places the organism in Eukaryota, Metazoa, Nematoda, Chromadorea, Rhabditida, Meloidogynidae. The record is from the annotation of a GenBank genome assembly.